Molecule: messenger RNA, 702 nt
Organism: Lichtheimia ornata
Lineage: Eukaryota; Fungi; Mucoromycota; Mucoromycetes; Mucorales; Lichtheimiaceae
Exons: 2
Coding region: 1-702 (233 amino acids)
Cellular component (GO): endoplasmic reticulum
Source: RefSeq, a predicted model, not a curated record
AUGACAUCCACUGUUAAAAAGGCCAACCAGGAACAGCAAGGUUCAUGCUGUGGUGUUGUAUCUCGACUCAAAAAGUAUCUUCCCAUCUUGACAGUACUCCUCGCCUUGUUUGUUGGAUUCGAUCAAAUAAUGCACAAGUUUUACAUGUUCGAUGAAAACCUGCUGCAACAGGUGGCGCUUCGCAACAUGGAGCAAUAUGGCAACGACACUCACGCUAUGAUCACCAAUAUUGCUGCUGAUUUGGAUAAGGAGUACCCUGGUCAUAUUCGUCUCAAGGAAGAAUGGGUGUUCAACAAUGCUGGUGGUGCUAUGGGCUCGAUGUGGAUCUUGCAUGGUUCUUUGACCGAGUAUGUCAUCAUCUUUGGCACCCCCGUUGGCACUGAGGGUCACACUGGACGAUUCCUUGCCGAUGACUAUUUCAUUAUCCUUGAAGGUGAACAAUGGGCCUAUGCUGCUGGUGAAUUAACGCGUGAGGAAUACAAGCCUGGUGAGAUGCAUCUUUUGCCUCGCUGGAAGAUUCAGCAAUACAAGAUCCCAGAGCACGCAUGGGCACUUGAAUACGCACGUGGUUGGAUCCCAUUGAUGCUUCCCUUUGGUUUCUUUGACACCUUCUUCUCCACUGUCGAUUUUAUCACCCUUUUCCACACCAUUCGCCUCUAUGCCACUGCCAUCAUUGGCGAGCUUUUGAAGGGCAAAAUCUAA